GCAGCCCCCCGGGCGGGCGGGCGCGCGCAGGAACAUGGCGGGGCAGGGCGGGAGCAGCGCUGGAGGCCGCGGCGUUGUGAUUUCAGACAAUUGGCCUGGAUACAGUCUGGAUUUGUUCACUUAUCCUCAGCACUACUAUGGUGACCUGGAAUAUGUGCUCAUUCCUCAUGGCAUUAUUGUUGACAGGACAGAACGACUGGCAAAAGAUAUUAUGCAAGACAUUGGAGACAAUGAUAUUGUGGUUCUCUGUGUCCUCAAAGGUGGCUACAAGUUCUGUGCUGAUCUUGUGGAGCACAUUAAAAAUCUCAGCAGAAAUUCAGAAAGGUUCAUCUCCAUGAAAGUCGAUUUUGUUAGACUGAAAAGUUACCACAAUGAUCAGUCUAUGCAAGAUAUGCAGAUAAUUGGAGGAGAUGAUCUUUCAAAGCUGACUGGCAAGAAUGUUCUAAUUGUGGAGGAUAUUGUUGGAACUGGAAGGACCAUGAAGGUUCUGCUUAACAAUAUAGAAAAAUACAAGCCGAAAAUGAUUAAAGUGGCAAGUUUGUUGGUGAAAAGAACAUCUCGGCCUGAUGGAUACAGACCAGAUUGUAAGUGUUCUGAAAAUCUCUACUUGACAGUAGAAGUUGCCACUACUCUGUCACUUGCCUUUCAUCACAUUCUAUGGACUGCUAGAAGCAUUGCAAAAUACCAAUUGUCAGUGGGUCUAUGGGAUGCAAUGGCAGGAUUUGUAUAAUUGUCAUUUGGAAAACCUACCCGACUUAGGCUUUCUGCAGAAUACAAACUUUACAGGGAAAUUUUGAAAGGGUUUAAUUUUAUCAAUGAAAGGUGAGUGUUUUAUCUUCUGUCUCUGACAAUAUCAAAGAGAAUAUCCAUUUCUUCUUUUUCCUUCCUCAUUGCAUCUCUCUGGAGGAGCUGCAGGAUUCCAUCUGAGCAUGAAAGGUGUUUUAUUGUGACUAAGUGUUGGCAAGUUUUACAUUUUUUUAUUCAGAAAAGCACUUCUAUUUUUAAAAGUAUUAUUGUACAAAGGGAAAACACUGAUAUUAUAAUUAAAUCCCACCCCCUAAAAAGCAGAAGAUAAAUUGGACUUUUUAAACUUUCUCCUGCUGCUCAGUUUGCACCACACCAGCACCACCUCUCUCUAAAUUACUGGUCCUUGUACUGUGUUAUGAUGAAGCUGUAAAUGGAGCUAUACCAAGCAAUUGUCAUUUUAGACUUAUUUAGAAUAAAUAACAGCUAUGUGGCUAAAUAAAAUCCAUCUAGAAGAGAUCAACCAGUAUUUGCUACUGAAGAAGUCUCUGGUCAGCUGAGCUGGGGAGGAGGGUAGAAGGAGAGUAGGCAGGUGAGUACCAGGAGGCAGCAUGAAGGGUUUUGAUUUGGGGUGUGGGAGAGAUGGAAAAUUUAUGAAGCAAAAGUUACUUAAAUGUUGGGCAUGGCUGUGAGGUUUUAGCCCUGUUAUCUGAACUAUGAUCCAAACAUUUUGUUGUACAACUUUUUACACAGUGGAGUGGUAUUUUUUAACAUUUACAAUUUAACCCAGUAAAUUAAGGCAUAUAUUUGACUGGAUUAACUAAUGUUAAACAUAUAAAAUAAGCAAUAAAAUUACUUCAUGAAGGGUAGCUUUAUAUUUUUAUAUAUUAACUUUUGAAUGAAACAAAUUUUAUCCUUGUUCAUUCAUAGUGUGAUGAAUUUUAUAAAACAUCAGAGAUCUCUUUUGUAAAUCACUGACAGUGGUGUAACAUUUCCUCACUCACCUAAAUUUACAAUUCCAAAGUGCACAUAACCUCCAAUCUUAAACAACUGAAUAAAUUCCUUACCUGAAUACCUGUAGAAUUUUUUAUGUGGACCUAUUUUUGUGUCUGUAAGAUUGGAUUUUCCUCUAGUUAUUUAGAGAACAAUUUGGAAAGAGUCUAAUUUGUUUUACAUUGUGCUGAUAUUGCACAGACCUUCACACUGAAAAAGAUGCAUGUCUGUGCUUGGCUUCAGGUGUGUGAGUUGUAUAACUGAGGUGCACUGCAUGCAUUUACUUUGGUAAGCAUGUGCUUGAAUCUUCAUAAGGUUGGGGCUUUAAUUUGAAAGCAUUUGACAUGUUUUGGUAGCAUAAAAUACGAGAUAGGUUUUGCUAUUCUUAGCAGAAAAUAUAUAGAUCUGUGAAAGUUACUUCUGAUUUAAUAUUCCACAUAUUUCCAUCAUUACUGUGAUAUGGGACAGUAAUCUUCACACAUAGAUACCAAUGGAGCUUCCAAAUGCAAGCAGAAUGUUCCAGCUCUGAUUUUGGCUUCCAUCCACAAUGUGCCAGUGAUAAUUUUGUACAAAAUGAUCCUCUCCUCUCCUCUGACUCUUCACAUCCCUUUCACAAGUACUCUAUGCCUGGGAACUGGUUAUGGGGCUACUGCUGACCAUGAUGUCUCAAUCAAAACUAACAUAGCCCCAGCUGACUACAUAUAAAUAGAGUUUGCUUCUUGAGAACCACAAAUUAAUUUAAGGGCUUAUAACUGCCACUGAUCUUAUAUUGAUGGUGUUUGUUAUUUGUCUCA
Molecule: messenger RNA, 2531 nt
Organism: Melospiza georgiana
Lineage: Eukaryota; Metazoa; Chordata; Aves; Passeriformes; Passerellidae
Gene: PRTFDC1
Product: phosphoribosyl transferase domain containing 1
Exons: 7
Coding region: 35-730 (231 amino acids)
Biological process (GO): purine ribonucleoside salvage
Molecular function (GO): hypoxanthine phosphoribosyltransferase activity
Source: RefSeq, a predicted model, not a curated record